AUGAACUCCAUCGAUCCUCAGUCCCACCACCACCACCAUCACCACCACCACCACACCUCCCCUACCGUCGGCUCUCUCCCUCCCAAAGGCGCCCAGGAGGCCCCGGACAUGGCCGCCGUGUACUGCGACAACCUGAGCAGCAUGUACCACCAGCAGAGCCUGCAGGGCGCACAGAGACCCGCCGGCUACGGCCUCGGGGAUUACGCAUCGUCUCCAAACCCGUACCUGUGGCUCAACGGGCCGGGCGUCAACUCCUCCACAUCCUACCUGCACGGUAACAACCCGGCGUCGUUCAUCCCGCCCUCCUACGGCUCCCAGCGGCAGUUCAUAACGAACUCACCUGGGUUCGGCGGGCCGGACCUGGGCUGGCUGUCCAUCGCCAGCCAGGAGGAGCUGCUGAAGCUGGUCCGCCCGCCCUACUCCUACUCCGCGCUCAUAGCCAUGGCCAUCCAGAAUGCCCAUGAGAAGAAGCUGACUCUGAGCCAGAUCUACCAGUAUGUGGCCGACAACUUCCCGUUUUAUAAGAAGAGCAAGGCCGGCUGGCAGAACUCGAUCCGGCACAACCUGUCGCUGAACGACUGCUUCAAGAAAGUGCCGAGGGACGAGGACGAUCCAGGGAAGGGAAACUACUGGACGCUGGACCCCAACUGCGAGAAGAUGUUUGACAACGGAAAUUUCCGCAGGAAAAGGAAACGGAGGUCAGACCCGAGCAGCGGAGGACCGGCAGCAGCAGGAGCAGGGGCCACAAAGGUCGAGGAUGGCAGACCGGCGAUGGCGGCCCCCCUCAAGUCCUCAGACAGCCCGCAGCUGCUGGGGCCGUCGUCCCCGGAGAUGGAGGCCAUGAGCGAGAGCCACAAGAGCUCGUCGUCGUCGUCGCCGCCGGCCGGCCUGGCCUCGGCGGCGCCCUGUUUCAAUAACUUUUACAGCAGCAUGUCGACGCUGAGCUCGGGCCCCCCCGGCAGGCAGGGGUCCCUGGGACUGGUGAACGAGCUGUCGAACAGGAACAUUACGGCCCUGAGCCCGUACCACGCCAACCACGGCGGGCAGGACACGGGGCCGUCAGAGCACGGCGACGGCCUGCAUUUCAACCGUGGAGUGUACUACAACACGUUUGGCAGCGGACAGAGCGGACAGCUGAACAGCCACUUCUAUAACAGUUUCAGUGUCAACAGUUUGAUAUACCCCAGGGAAGGGUCCGACCUAUAGGGACUCAGUCCAGAGCACAAACACAGCAAGCGGGGAUUUGUUUCCAUGCAAAUUCCUCCCAAACACACGCACAUGUUUGCAUUUCAGCAGCGGGGUCAGAGUGCAGGCCUCUGCGUCACAAACACAUCACGCCCGUCACUGACCUCCGUAAUCAGAUCUGCAGCCUCACCGGGGCCAAACACUCACACGCUGUUUGAGGUGCGCUUGAUUUAACUUGACAGACACGCUGACGGUCUCAAUAGCGGAAAUGACACAUGCAAAAUCAAACAUAUUGAUCACUACAUGUUUUUUUUGUGUUGAUUUCAAAAGGUCAAUGGUAAAAACUACACUUGCAAAGUAAAACAAGCAUUGAACACUUCUGCCUCUUUUAUAUAUAUUCAAGCAUCUUUUUUUUUUUUUUUUUUUUUUUUUGUCAGUUUCAGCAUAUUUGGAGCCCAAAACAACACUACCAUAUAUUUGUUUUUGUUUUUUUGUUUUUUUCCAAUUUGAGAAAAUCUAGCCCAAAUACAUAUUUCUAUUUCAAUGGCCAAUUUUUUUUGUUUGUUUGUUUUUGUUGUUGAUUACAUUUUAACCUUGUUGAAACUGGUAAUCAUUCAUUAUCAUCACUAAACCGCCAAAGUUGCCUUUGUAAGACCGCCAUUACCUCAAAGAACAAUCACAAGUUGAAAGUGCCCUGUUAUCGAGGGCGCGUAUCCAAACAGUCUCCAAAUGCAGUAAAUAUUUACAGUUUAUAAAAUAUAAAUAUGAUACCUGACGGGGCUUGCCUUGUUUUUGUAUUCUCUAUUGGAACAUGUUGACUGAAACCACAGCACUGAGGCUUGUGCAUGUAAAUACAUUUGGACAGUCUAAAUGUGUAUUUUUGUAAAUUAUAAAGAUAGUUUGUAACUAUUUAUGCUAUUUAUGCUAAUAGGCAUUUUUGUUUUUUGUUUUUUUUUUACUACUGGUGUCUGAACAUAGUUUGAUUAAAGCGGAAGUGAAUGAUAUUAGAUCACAAAAUGCGCCGGAAACAGUAUCACUGAAAAAAACAGAUAAAUAUAAAUAUGUAUCUGAAAAUAUACUAUAUCAUGGAUUCUCUCAGGAUUCAAUGUGACAAUCAUUGAAUGGCUUUUUGUAUCUAUUAUUGUCUUUUUUUUUUUUUUUUUAUUCUUUAUACAUACAGCAUACAGCCAG
Messenger RNA from Myripristis murdjan (pinecone soldierfish), 2376 nucleotides. It is a transcript of the gene foxi2, whose product is annotated as forkhead box I2. The coding region runs from base 1 to 1206 and encodes 401 amino acids. The record is from RefSeq and is a predicted model, not a curated record. Lineage: Eukaryota; Metazoa; Chordata; Actinopteri; Holocentriformes; Holocentridae. Gene Ontology annotation, biological process: anatomical structure morphogenesis; regulation of transcription by RNA polymerase II; cell differentiation. Gene Ontology annotation, molecular function: RNA polymerase II cis-regulatory region sequence-specific DNA binding; DNA-binding transcription factor activity, RNA polymerase II-specific. The transcript is spliced from 2 exons.